Messenger RNA from Prinia subflava (tawny-flanked prinia), 1499 nucleotides. RefSeq names its product epiregulin (gene EREG). NCBI's taxonomy places the organism in Eukaryota, Metazoa, Chordata, Aves, Passeriformes, Cisticolidae. Gene Ontology annotation, biological process: positive regulation of cell population proliferation; epidermal growth factor receptor signaling pathway; positive regulation of mitotic nuclear division. The record is from RefSeq and is a predicted model, not a curated record. Gene Ontology annotation, molecular function: epidermal growth factor receptor binding; growth factor activity. The transcript is spliced from 5 exons. The coding region runs from base 106 to 1170 and encodes 354 amino acids.
UGCACAUGUGUGCUGAGGGUCACUUCAGAAAUGCCAGGAGAUGGGAGAUUAGGACAGCAAGUUUCUUGCUGCCCACCCUGUGGUGUUUCCUAAACCUUGGUGUUCAUGACAGCGCAAUGGCCCGAUGGUCCCUUGUGUGCCAACAGGGCCUACCUGGGCAGCUGGCUCCUGGUCCACAGGGCCUCGAGCCAUUGCACAUCGCAUGGAUGCUUUGAGGGCAAGCAGAGACGGUGGCCUCGAGGCUGUGCCGUACGCAUCCACAGCCCCGGGAAGUCGCGGGCAUCAGCACCUGGGCUAGACUGCUCCGAGGGCUCGGGUAAUUUUACGGCUCCAGGUACUAUUUGCAGUGCAACUUGCUGGAACGAGGGACACCUAAUGUACCCGGGCACCAGCCGACGGCCCGGAGGGGGCAGAGCUGCCCCCCGCUCCCGGCGAGCUGCCGGGACAGCCGGGCCGGGGCGCUGGCCCUGGCCGCCCUCAGGGCAUCGCCCGCAGGCAACGCCGGGGGCUGCCCGGCCCGGCCCGAACGCCGGGGGCGGCCAGGCAGGAAGCGCGGAGGCUGCCGCGGGCCGAGUGUCACCGCGGCGGGCCCCGCCUCUCCGCGGGCACAUAAAGGUGCGGACGGCCGGCAAGCUCCUUCCACACAGCCGCGCCGCUGCUGCCUGCGCCGCCUCCCUUUCUGCCUCUGCUCGCUGGGGAUCGAGGGCGAUGGACGCCCGCUGCCUGUGGCCCCGCAGCCUGCUGCUCUUCCUUGGUUACCUAUUGCAAACAAUCCUGGGCACAACAGUGAUCCCAUUAUGUGGGCCUGGUGAAAUGGAGAACUGCACAACAGCACUCAUCCAGACAGAGAACAGCCCACGUGUGGCCCAAGUUGGGAUAACAAGAUGCAAGCCUGAAAUGAAGGACUACUGCUUCCAUGGACAGUGUGUGUACAUUGUGGACUUGGAUGAGCACUAUUGCAGGUGUGACGUGGGCUUCUCCGGAGUGCGGUGUGUGCACUCGGAGCUCGUCCGGCAGCCCCUCAGCAAGGAGUACGUGGCACUGACUGUCAUCGUGGUCCUGCUCUUCCUCGCUGCCCUCUCUCUUGCCAGCUACUACAUCUGCAGAAGGUACCGAAACAAGAGGAGACAAACAAAUGCCAGUGAAUACAAGGAAGUUGGUGCCCUAUAGGAGAAACUGUGGCUUCCUGCAGUGUUCUGUUCAUCUGGAUGGACUCGGUGGCUACCCAUCUAUUUAAAUGUUAUUUUUAUUAAUAAUAUUUAUAACCUUUCAAAAAUUUCAAUGGUUUGGUAAUUCAAUAAGCAUAGGUCAAGCAUUUUAUUUUCAGUGUUUUAUUUUUUUAUUAAAUAAUAUUUCCUAAAGGGAAUCCCACCUAAGUGGUUCUUUGGGAUAGAGAUAUAUUUUUAUAAAAACUCAUCUUCUUGCUCUGGAGAGAAGAAUUUUAUAUUUAUUCUUGUGAAUAUACUCAAAGCAAUUGUACUCCUUGAAAUAAAAGUUCU